Diabrotica balteata is the source of this 279-nucleotide messenger RNA. NCBI's taxonomy places the organism in Eukaryota, Metazoa, Arthropoda, Insecta, Coleoptera, Chrysomelidae. The record is from the annotation of a GenBank genome assembly.
AUGGACUACACACUAAACGGUCGUCGCCUUCGCCAGCGGCCCGAAAAGCCCCAAGAAAAGGACAAAGUAUCCAAUCCCCCCACGCCAAAACCUAGUCCCGUAAAACAGGAGCCCGACAUUAAUCUGGACGACCUGAAAAGUUCGGUUAACAUCUACUUCGGCGCAGCUAAUCGCAUAACAGCUGGCGAACGGUUCGCAGUGAGAGCCAAACGAAUAGGUCCCAACGGUAAAAUUGAGUAUCUGAUAGAAUGGGGGGGACCUAGCAACGGAAUGACCUGA